AUGAUGCGCCGUGCCAUUGCUCAGCCCGUCGCCCGUCGCGCGGCGGCCGCCUCCAGCGCGCUCGUGGUGGCCCCUCGCCAGGCCUCCACUGUCACCCUCUCCGUCCAGGGCCUGCACUACGUCGGCACCGGCCUCGCCGCCAUCGCCCUCGGUGGUGUCGGCUUGGGUAUCGGUGCCAUCUUUGGCUGCCUGCUGAUAGGCUGCGCUCGCCAGCCCAACCUGACCAAGAUGCUCUUCAACUACGCCAUUCUCGGCUUCGCCCUGACGGAGGCCAUUGGCCUGUUCGCGCUGAUGCUCGCCUUCCUCAUGCUCUUCUCGUAG
This is a messenger RNA of Leishmania major strain Friedlin, 321 nucleotides long. RefSeq names its product putative ATPase subunit 9. The record is from RefSeq and is a predicted model, not a curated record. NCBI's taxonomy places the organism in Eukaryota, Euglenozoa, Kinetoplastea, Trypanosomatida, Trypanosomatidae. The transcript has a single exon. The coding region runs from base 1 to 321 and encodes 106 amino acids. Gene Ontology annotation, biological process: proton motive force-driven ATP synthesis; proton transmembrane transport. Gene Ontology annotation, molecular function: proton transmembrane transporter activity.